Mucor mucedo is the source of this 612-nucleotide messenger RNA. RefSeq lists its product as uncharacterized. Bases 1 to 612 code for a protein of 203 amino acids. The record is from RefSeq and is a predicted model, not a curated record. The transcript is spliced from 2 exons. NCBI's taxonomy places the organism in Eukaryota, Fungi, Mucoromycota, Mucoromycetes, Mucorales, Mucoraceae.
AUGACCCGGCAAACACAAGAGACUAUAAUACUCAAAACUAUGGCCAGAAAAACUCACGAUGACUUGACAGAAGAAAUCCUGAAGAAGCUGAAGAAAAACAAUUCACAGGCUAUUUUACCUCUUUGGUCAAACAUUUCUUCUGAGAUGGUUUCAAAAUACGCCUAUAUUGUAGAAAGUAAUGCAAUUCAGCUCGGUUUUCCUUUGCGUCGAUGUGAAAGUUCUUGGGCUGCAAAUUUGUUAUUGUCCGAAACUCACAAGUUUCGAUGUAAUAGAGCUCGAAACAAGGCUAUUGUUUUCGGCAAUCCUACUGUGAUUGACCACGACCAACGCACCAGACCCAAGAUUAUAUUUGAAGAGUACUUGGAAGGCUUCGAGGGUUCUGGCUGGGGAGAGUUUGGCCGAAAUCGAUAUGACAAUGGUUAUGAUUCUCAUGACGAUGAUUAUGAUUCUUAUGCUGAUCCUACUCCUUCUACUACUGGUCGUAACACUUCUUCCUCUGCAGCUAUAAGAUAUGGUUUUUCUAAUAAAGGAAAAAGACGCCAAAACGUUGAUACCAGAGAAGGAUACAGCGAUGAAGAACAGGGGCUCACCGAAACAAAACGCUGCAGAUAG